AUGAUAGGAACAAGAGUCAGACUUGGAAGUGGAAUACUCCCCCUUAGGUCAUUUACUACCCGUUCAUCUGCAUUACUUCAAAAGGAACAAAAAGGGUUCAAAACUCCCGAGGAAUACGUGAAACAAGUAAAACAAGACAAGAGAAAACAUCAAAAAUUUAAAAAAUCAUUAUUAGAAGCUGAAUUCAAGUAUGAACCAAAGGUAUUAAGUAGUGAAAAUGUCGAAGGUAAAGUAGUUCCUUUGAAUGUUGAAUUAUUACAAUAUAAACCAUUAAGAAUAGAACCUACUCAUGGUGAUGAAGUUGCUACUCUUCAAUUUAAAGGACAUGAAGAAGAUGAUUUAAUUAGAGCUGGUGAAUUUGCUCUUAGAGCUGCUUUUUAUUUAGGUAUACCAAUGUCUACAUUGAAGUCGUUGAAAACUCAAAAGACAUUAUAUACUGUUAUUAAAGCACCAUUUGCCAUGGCAAAAUCCAAACAAAAUUUCCAUAGAACUACUUAUUUUAAAGAAGUGAAAGCAUAUGAUGCCAAUCCUGAAUUAAUUGAUUUAUGGUUGUCUUAUAUCAAUAGAUAUAAAUUGGAAAAUGUUGAAUAUAAUGCAAGUAUUGUUGCUCAUGAAAGUUUGACAUUCCAUGAAGAACUUAAGAAAUUGGAUGAAUUCAAAUUACCUGAAGCUUAUGAUGAUAUUCAAGAUCCAAUUGCAAAGAAGGUUAAAGAAUUACUUGGAUCUGCAUCAUUCAAGAGACAUCUUUAA
This is a messenger RNA of Hemisphaericaspora subhashii, 750 nucleotides long. Its product is annotated as mitochondrial 37S ribosomal protein uS10m. Bases 1 to 750 code for a protein of 249 amino acids. Lineage: Eukaryota; Fungi; Ascomycota; Pichiomycetes; Serinales; Debaryomycetaceae. The transcript has a single exon. The record is from RefSeq and is a predicted model, not a curated record.